AUGUACUCAAACACGUCUGGCACACCCUCCCCCGUCUUUGCCGACGUGAACAGCUUGGGCCUCCUCCGCGGACGAGGUCGCAGACAUCGACAGUCUACGGAUCAUUACGCGAGCGGAUUCUACCUCCACCCGCUGGCUCGGUCCCUAUCCUCCUUCAAAUUCCGCUCGAAAGAAUACAGUCACUCUGCAAAAAUCCGGGUGAAAUGGCUCAGAUACGUCGGUUGGGCGUUAUACGGUGUGGAAGGCCAGCUUUCACGAGAUUCUGAGUGUACCCCACUGCGAGAUGAGGAGACAGUCAACGAGGAUGAUGAGAUCCGUCUCGCAGUCCCUGACUUCGUGCCGAGUGCUACCGUCGAUGCUGAUGUGCUCGCACAUCGCAGCCAGUCCGGGCGUACAAAUCCAUUAGACAGAAGAGUCACCACCUUCCGAGAAGAUCUACAGAGGCGUGACUGUGUAUGCAUUUUCACGGGAUGGACGGGGGAAGCCCGACACAUCAUUCCUUUCGCUCGCGGAACCGAGUGGCUACAUGCCAUCGCUCAUGCGCGGUCCAUGACGCCGUCGCUGUACGAUAUCAAUGAUAUACAGAACGGCUUCAUCUGCCAGGCAGACCUACACCGGCUGCUGGACAAGAAACAGCUUGCUGUGCUUUUUACCCCAAAUCCCGUACUGCAAUGCGAUGACAUUGCUGCAAACCCUCUCAGGUCUGGUCCGCUGGGUUACAAUUAUCCGACAGGCUGUCGUUACAUCCUGCAAAAUCUCCACGUUGUCAAUUCGCGAGACGUCCUAUUGAUCCAACGUCUCCUUGCCUCUGAUGUGCUGAGUGCAGAUGGGUGUUUCCAGGAGUUGAAUCAGUCUGACUUGCCUCACCCCGAGCUUCUCCAUUAUGUCUACGGUAUUUCUGUCCUUGAGGCAUUUGGUUCUGCCCAGGCAUGGCGAGAUACGAAUGCCCCUUGGUUCCGACCCAAGCCACAAUCUCAGGAAGGCGGGCUAUCUGACAUCCCACCAACCAUAGCUGAUCACGAAAAUGUUGAUGACGAGCGCUAUGGGCAACCCUCCUCUACGCAGGUCACACCCGAAGGUGAUGAAGGAGGAUAUGUACGAUUCACCCCUGGAGAAGCCGAAGACUACGUGUUCCGACUCUGGAUGAUGCAAGCCGCCCAGCGAGAGCAGGCCGAACGCCAGCUUCGGAACCGAGACAUUGAACAGUGGACGAGAGCCUGCGUCGCCGACCCAGAGACAUCCCCGUGA
This is a messenger RNA of Gloeophyllum trabeum ATCC 11539, 1248 nucleotides long. RefSeq lists its product as uncharacterized. Bases 1 to 1248 code for a protein of 415 amino acids. The transcript is spliced from 5 exons. The record is from RefSeq and is a predicted model, not a curated record. Lineage: Eukaryota; Fungi; Basidiomycota; Agaricomycetes; Gloeophyllales; Gloeophyllaceae.